Procambarus clarkii (red swamp crayfish) is the source of this 2913-nucleotide messenger RNA. RefSeq lists its product as uncharacterized. The record is from RefSeq and is a predicted model, not a curated record. NCBI's taxonomy places the organism in Eukaryota, Metazoa, Arthropoda, Malacostraca, Decapoda, Cambaridae.
GGCUGGGCAAUCUUCCACUCGCCACAACAACUGACAGCCACCUCCAUCAAUAACGACGCCACCUCCACCAAUAGCGACGCCACCUCCACCAAGUGACGCCAAAGAAUACGAACUUGAACGACUAUUCAAGCACUCCACACGAGGGAGGACAGAGAAGGGGAGGUGAUGGGGGUUGUGAAGGCUGUGGUGCUGACGCAGGGGUUCCUCCUCCUGCUGCUGGUGCAGUUGCUGCUCUUGCCACCAGUCGCGUCUGCGGCUGACGUCACGCAGACUAGGCUGGACGACGGGGAUCCUGAAAUAGAUCGUACUAUCAUCACUGAUCUGAUUGAAAAGAGGCUACGCGAAUACCUAAGUCAAUAUGAAGGUCUGCACAUCCCCGAGCUGCCCACGCUAGACAUCGAAAACUCGGACAUAAUCAGCAUCGCCCUGAGCCUCAACGACCUGACCCUGACUGGAGUGAGCAAUGUUAACGUGCUAAACUUUACCCACGAAGGCAAUUCACACAAUGGCAGCCAAACCCUCAGCAUGGUCCUGCCUCAGAUAAGUCUCACCGUUGGUGCAUACAUCUCCGCGGGCCACAUCAACAAUCUCCUGUUCAACGGAGAGGGUCCCAUGAGCCUCACGCUUUACGACCUGUCUUUGAUCCUAACGUACGACUGGGAUAAGCAUACGAUAACAUAUCUUCAGAGUUGUGUGAAGGACAACACCACCAAUUUUGAUCUGAAUCUUCGUCGUAUGCAGGUACAUUUUGAAAACCUAAAUGCUGGGACCGAUCAAGGCCAACUGAUUGACAUUGUGUUUUCUUCCUUCGGGCCCGAUAUCGUGGAACACCUGGAGAACUUGCUCAACAACUCUUGGUACGACGUUCUGGAUGACGCCAUCGUUAACCUUAUCAACAACGCUACCAAAUGCCCUGAACUUGAAGAAACGCCUCCCAUAGAAGAGGCUAUUUCAAAUUUUGCUCUGGUUGUGGAAGAUCUUCUGACAUCAUUCUUUGACAUUAAAAAAGCUUAUUCAGUGGAAUGAGAAGGUCAGUUACAUGAAAAUAAGAGGCAACACUGGAAAUACUGUGGUAGGUGCAUUUGUCAUCUAUUUGAUGUUAAGUGUAACAAGCUAAUGCUCAAGUAUUGCUGGCAAGAACAGUUUUGGUGUGUGUGUGUUGCCUCUGGUACUUUAUACAGUUCCAACUUCUGUCCAACUUAGAUUACUGCCAAUCUGGGUGGUCCUGGUUACCCUUCCCUUUACUGCAUAAAAAUAACUGGCAAUUUUUUUAAUUAGAACAUUAUUAAUGUCAUAGUACAGUAUAAGUAAUUAUCAAAAGGUACCAAGCUGGGGGUGUGUGUAAAUGACAUGCACAAGCAAUUGGAAUGUACUUCAAAAAUCCCUCAAAAAAUUAUUUCCCCAAGGUUGGGUGAUGGUUAAUUGAUAUAGCGAGUUUAAACACAAAGGCAAAAUGUGUGCAAAUUGGGCCUACAUGUAUUUUGACAAAGUGCUGUACAGUCUUCAGUUACAAGAAUUAGACUUAUCUUGAUUUUUAGAACAGAUUAAAUAAGUUCUGAUGUUUACCAUUUUUGCUAUAAAAUACUUUGUAACCAAAUCAUGCUUCUGAUUUGGCUCCACUUUUAUUACAAGUCUUCUGAAAUAAAAUCUUCAUUUCAUGAAAUAAACACUUACAAAUGAUAUUAAAACUCCUUUAAAGAUUUCAGUGAUCAUAUUUUAUAUCAAAUAAUAUACCUUCAGAUAAAAGGUCUUUGCCGACAGGAUGUUUGCUCAGUACUGCAGGAUAAAUAAGGUUUCACAACACGCUAAGGUGUUAACCCAUAACCUCAUUACCUAAUUAUAUUCAAUUAAUCAGAUCCAGAUUCAAUAAGCAGGAACCCUGUAACAUUCCACAAUGUUUUUUUUUAAUAAACCAGAAAUUGUAUAUACGUAAGUACAGUAUAUACUAUAUAUAUAUAUAUAUAUAUACUGUAUAUCAAUACAGUACAUAAUAUUUAUUACAAAAGUUAAGACAACAUUUCCUAAAUGUUAAUGUUUAUAUGUAACAUUAGUUUCUUAGCUAAGAAGUUCUUGAUAAACCUGGUCAUUUGACAUUAUCCCACACAAGUUUCUUGGGUAAAACUCAUGACCAUUAGUGUUUUACGAUGAAAAUUGAUAUAAUUAUUACACUGAAAUAGUAAUUUUAAUCUGUAGGUAGCUUAGAAAAAAAUUAAACUAUUAAUAUUCCCUAAAUAUAACAUUAGUAACAUACUGUAGUACUGUCAAACAAUGGUAGCUGUAAACUGCUGACAUACAUAAAUAACCAAACUGUAUUAAAAACCAUUUAAUUAUUUACCCCAAUUGUUUCUCACGUGAACAAUUUGAUGAUUGCUGUCAAGUCCCCAUUUCCGAACCUGAAUUUCUCUGCUACGUGUCCGAGCAAACAAGGCAAUCCACAAAAAUUCGUUACCAACCCUCCAAACUUUGCUAAAACACACGCCUUACUCUCCUGGCUGGUCACCCCAAGAUGCUACAAGACAGACCAGCUCAUCCUCCUGUUUAGGUAGUACUCGCAGUAACAACGAGGACGUAUAUUAAUUAACGUAAAAGGCAAUUAUGAAACGGAAGUGGGGCAUUAUUGAAUUUGGACAAACUGGGAAAGUUCUUGUAUAGAUGUUGCAAAGAAAACUUUACCUAACCUUUAUAGGCCUAGUACAUGCUAUCCAAGACCUAAUAUAGUAUAUACCCUGUAUAUAUUAUGUUAGGUCUAGGAAUAUUUAAGUUUGGUUUUAGCUUUUCUUCACUCUUGUAAAGUGAAAAGUACCAAAUUCUACUAAUUGUCUAUUACGUCUCGGUAUGAUAGAUGGUCCAGUUACAAAAUGUAUUAUUUAGAGCAGCUUCUCAGAAUUGCAUGAAUUAAACAUAUUGAACAAU